GAGUAGACGGGUUACGGUUACAAACGUAAUAGGUUUUAUGCGUAGUUCCUGCUCGAGGCGAGUUGAGUCGAAUGUUUCUGGAGGAAGAUAAACCGUAAGUUCGUCAUCUCUUCACUCAUUCCCUGCUGAACGGUUCGAUGGGACGUCCCUAUCCUGAACUAGCAACCUACGUCGAUAACUGAUCCUCUCCGCUGAGGCUCAGUGGGUAGGCGUUCACUCCAAAGGAAAGUCUUGUUUUAUUUGUUCUCCGCGCAACCACCGCAGCUGUUUCAACUGUCGCGACGCGAGUCAAGCAUGGCCUUCCACCGGAGUUUGUGCGAGACACAAGAAACGUCUCACACUAUAGUGAUGAAUGAACACAGUCGCCUGGACAGCGCGGACAUGUACGUGUGUCAUAGCACCGCCGACCUCAGUAAGGCAGUGUCGGUGUCCUUGAGUUUGGAUUCAGUGUCUUCCCCGCUCAGCAACAUGAACCUUUGCUCCAGCAGUAGCGGCGCAUUCGCAGACUACGACUCCUCCACUGUGGGGGACUCUUCUCGAGUGGUGCUGGAGUUAGGAAUAGGUGGCAAUGCGAACUCACUUGGCGGAAGUAUGAGCGAAGAGGACUUUGGAGAAGUGUGCCACGGCAUGGAGCAGGUGAGCUGCAUGGAUAUGCUCAGAUCUGGCGAGGUGGAGGACGCGCAGCCCGUGACGCGCGGUCCGGUCAUAUCCAAAUACGUGUGCACGGAAUCAAACUUGUGCACCAGCCCCGUGAUGGGGCUGUCCGUGCCCACUCAGUCAGAUGAUCUCCUGCCUUCGAAACAAUAUUCUGCGUACUCUGUUCACCCAAACCUGCUCAGAGACCCUCAGAGUGCGUGGUGCGCAAACGAGCGCGCAUACGGCGCUCAGUCCGAACCAGAGAGAGGACAUAUUAUACCCGGCGGAUAUAAUAUGUUGUGCAAAUUGUGUCAUUGUGGAUCAACUCCCGUUGGGUCCAAACCGGAAUGCCGCUGUGUCUGGUACGGUAAAGGCGAGCAGUGUGGUAAAAGUGCCUUACGAACAGCAAUGGCACAAGGGUAUGGUCAAAUGGAAAGACACCAAAGCGCAAUCGCUCAAGGACAAGACACUUUUCCUACUAUCAAGACAGAGCCGGGAGUUUGGGUGGAUUGCGGAGAUCGCAGUUUCAGGCAUGAGGAUUUAUUUCCAGGUGUGUACCUGUCAGACCGGAGAGUGUGUCAGGUGUGUGGGGACGAUGCCUCGGGUUGUCACUAUGGAGCAGUCACCUGUGGCAGCUGCAAAGUGUUCUUCAAGAGGGCUGCUGCUGGUAAGCAGAACCACCUGUGUGCAAGCCGGAAUGACUGCACCAUCGACAAACUGAGGAGGAAAAACUGUGCCUCGUGUCGCCUAAAGAGGUGCUUCAUGUCGGGAAUGAGCCUUAAAGGUCGCCGGCUGAAGGGAACUGGACAAAUGAAAAAUGGAGAGGAGGAGCAAGUCCCUGCUGCCUGGGGCCAUGGAGAUAGAAGAGAGCAGUCUGAUAAGAAAGAGGUUAUCUUGCAGCCCAGAAGUGUAGGUGCCAGGGCUCAAGGUGGGAUGUCCCAGGGCCUGGCCAUAAGUAUACCCCCGAACCCGAGCUCCUUCCAAUCGCUGCUCUCCGUCCUGCUGGCCAUUGAGCCAACCCUGGUCAAUGCUGGACAUAACAACACCCAGCCAGACAGUCCUGAGUCACUGCUCACCAGUCUCAAUGAGCUCGGGGAAAGACAGCUGGUUACUGUGGUGCAUUGGGCCAAGGCAAUACCAGGUUUCCGUGACCUACAUGUGGAUGAUCAGAUGUCUGCGAUUCAGUUGUCAUGGAUGGGCGUGAUGGUGUUUGCUUUGGGCUGGAGGUCCUACACACUUACUAACAGCUCCAUGCUCUACUUUGCUCCAGACUUAGUCUUCAAUGAACAGCGGAUGCAAGUUUCCAGUAUGUAUGACCACUGUGUGAGAAUGAAGGUGCUCUCCCAGAGGUUCUGCACACUGAAGGUCACCCAAGAGGAGUUCCUGUGCAUGAAGGCCCUGAUCCUCUUCAGCAUCAUGCCACUGGGUCUUAAGAGCCAACAUUGCUUUGAUGAACUGCGGACCUCCUACAUCAAGGAGCUGGACCGUUUGGCCAGCUACAGCGGAGAGACCACCCGUGCACAGAGACUGUUUCAGCUCACACAGCUGCUGGACUACCUCCAGUCGAUUGUGAGGAAGUUACACCAGUUCACUUACGAUCUGUUCACCCACGCUCACACCCUGCAGAUACAUGUCAACUUCCCAGAGAUGCUGUCAGAGAUUGUGAGCGUUCAUGUGCCCAAGAUCCUGUCCGGCCUGGUCAAGCCCAUCCUCUUCCACAAAACAGUUGAGAUGGAGAGAAUGAUAUAGAGGAGACACUCGAGCUCUUCACCUUGUCCUUCAAGAGAGGAUUAAUGAUUUUAUGAGGUGAAAAAAAGAAUAACCCCUCUUUACCUACAGUGUAAGAGCAGGAGACAGUGAGGCUACGAGUGGAUUUUUACGGGAAUACAGUACAUUCUUCCAGUCUAAUUUAAUCUAGUUGCAUCUGUACUCUGCUCUUCUUAAUGCCUGUUCUGUAUAUCACGCACAACAAAUGUUUCUUGAGCUCAUUAAAACACUAUUUAGCAUGCAUUCCUACACAAAACCCUGUGAGUAGCCACUGCCCCAGCAUGUAGACUUCCACAACCCUUCAUUCAGAUUGUGUCAGGCAAUAUUUCAUUUUGUGAGACAGUUGUCAGUAAAACAAUUUUGCUGUGCUCAUAUCACCAUAGCAUGUCUGUGUGCGCAGUAGUGUGACAUUUGGACUAGCAUUUUUUUUUUUCCCACAAUGAAUGUUAUUGUGUGCACCUGAGAUGAACAAAGCUGUUGACUGACAGUUAAUAAAUGGUCGGGACAUGCAUGUUCAGAAGCAGAGCCGCACUGCCAUAAGGCACCAAAAAAAACAAAAAAAAAAACAUAAUUGAAAGUUCUUCUCCUCCUGUAGAAAUAACAGUCGACUGGCUUUAGGUGUCAGCAAUUUUCAGAUGUAUAUUUUCAAAAGUUAACUAAAUACAAUGACGAUAUGAACUAGUAAAAACACACAUUGUGAGUCGACUAACAGUAUACAGUGACUUCUCUUUUUUUCAGGUUUGCUUGUUUUUGAGUGUUAAAUGUUAUUCAAGUGCAGAUUUCAUACUGUUUGAAAUUUUUCUACAGUUUCUUAAAGUGUUCUUAAAGUACAGGUGCUUCGUUGUGUAUCAUUGUGUAUUCCUUCUUGGAGCUUUUGACACAUUAAAUGAAUCUACUUGUUUGUUGCUGCAUUUACUUGCUGCCUAAAAGAAUAAAACUGGAGCAUGAGUGUGUA
This is a messenger RNA of Solea senegalensis (Senegalese sole), 3358 nucleotides long. RefSeq names its product progesterone receptor-like. Gene Ontology annotation, molecular function: DNA-binding transcription factor activity; zinc ion binding; sequence-specific DNA binding. Gene Ontology annotation, biological process: regulation of DNA-templated transcription; male gonad development. The coding region runs from base 295 to 2385 and encodes 696 amino acids. The record is from RefSeq and is a predicted model, not a curated record. Lineage: Eukaryota; Metazoa; Chordata; Actinopteri; Pleuronectiformes; Soleidae. The transcript is spliced from 9 exons.